AUGUCCGGCUUCCAGAUCCCCGGAUUGGGCCAAGCAAAGGCGAAUGAGGUGCUGCCGCCGCUUCCAGCUGAUCUCGCAAUUGCCGCUGCGAGCGCCGCAGAAGACAGCGAGAUGGCUGGCGCAAACCCAUCCACGCUCGAAACAGCAUCGUCUGCCACAGAGCAACCCAGCGAACCCGUCAAGGACAGCACCUCCGACCCAGAUGCUAUGACAAUCGACAAGCCCGAGAGCCCGCCUUCUUUGACACACGCCCUAGAAGCAGCCCUUGGUGGCCUAGACAAUCCUGAUGCGAACCAACAGGCUCCCGCACCCGAAGCAGAGCAAGUUCCCUUACAACCCGACCAAAGCGAACACCCCGAAUGGGAAAUCGACUCAUCUCCAUACGAAUCGUCAGACUCUAGCAGUUCUGACUCAUCAUCCGAUGAUGACGACUCUGACAAUGAAGGCUAUGAACCUCUGGGCAUCGAAGAAACAGCACGGCUUCUGAUGGAGACAGAGGGUGGCUCUGAUGAUGAGGGAGACAGAGGUAAGGCUUCUGGGUCUGGAUAUGUGCGGACAAAGAAUGAGCUUCCCGACGAAAUCAUCCCCAAGCCGGACGUGACAAUCACCCCCGAGAUGGCAAUCGAGGAGCUCGGUGCCAUAGAGCAUAUUGUCGAAAAUAUCAUGCUCAUCAAGGCAUUCACUCCCGGAGAAUAUCAAGUCUUGGACAGCGGAUCUGUCUUGUGCAACGCAGAGAAGGUUGUCAUCGGAGUCAUCGCAGAGACGAUAGGCAAAGUGUUGCAACCGAUGUACACGGUAAUGUUCAACACUGCAGAGGAGGUGAAAGAGCUUGGGUUGGAAGUCGGAACGAAGAUAUACUAUCCUGUCGAUCACGCAUCGUACGUCUUCACUGAGCCUCUGAAGAAUCUCAAGGGCUCCGACGCUAGCAACCUGCACGACGAGGAAAUUGCCGAUGAAGAAGUCGAAUUUUCAGAUGACGAGAAGGAAGCAGAAUACAAACGGUCAUUGAAGCAGAAGAAGAAGGACAAAUGGAAGAGCUCUGGUGGAAAGGAGGGUAAACAGCCUCACCCGCUGCGCCAGGAGCUGUCGGCAGAUGGUAGCCUGAACUAUGAUGAGGAGGAUGAUGGCCCGUAUAAGCCACUGGCUCGACCUGUUGGCUUUGGAGCAGGCCCCUCAUCGACUGAGACUCAUGAGCCUUCUCCUAGACCAGGAUUCUCAAGAGGAGGUCGGAGAGGAGACUCUCGGGGUAGAGGCAGUCGUGGGAGAGGCUCUGGCCGUGGUGGCAACCAGAACCCUCAAGCAGGAGUGCCUGCGACCAGCUCAUGGAACUUCAACCCUGUUCCACCCACCAACUCCGUGCCAUCUCUUCCUCAGUUUGGCUUCCCCCUUCCUGGGUGGCCAGCACAGGGCCAGCCAGCACCUUCUGCAGUACCGCCCCCGCCGCCAGGCUGGCCUGGAUCUGCCCAAGGGCAGGCUUUGAUGAGCCAGAUUCAGGCACAAACCGGGCAGAGUGGGUGGAACGGCCAGGUCCCACCGCCUCCUCCGCCACCUCAGCAGUAA
Trichoderma breve is the source of this 1560-nucleotide messenger RNA. Its product is annotated as gar1/Naf1 RNA binding region domain-containing protein. The transcript is spliced from 3 exons. The record is from RefSeq and is a predicted model, not a curated record. Gene Ontology annotation, molecular function: RNA binding. NCBI's taxonomy places the organism in Eukaryota, Fungi, Ascomycota, Sordariomycetes, Hypocreales, Hypocreaceae. Gene Ontology annotation, biological process: ribosome biogenesis; box H/ACA snoRNP assembly; pseudouridine synthesis. Bases 1 to 1560 code for a protein of 519 amino acids. Gene Ontology annotation, cellular component: sno(s)RNA-containing ribonucleoprotein complex.